AUGAUAAACAAGGAAAAGUUUCAAGAAGUUUCAAGGAAUUUUCUCUUCAAUUUCAUGAUGAGGGCCCAAGUAAAGAAUCAGAAUAAAGGGUGGUUUCCAAAUCAUGUUCAUAAGCAUUUCACAAGGCCUCAUACUUUGUUUCAAUAUAAUAAAAUUUCAAAAUUUAAUCAUGGGCCGGUUUUCCUAUUGCAAAUCUCAAAGCUAUCUUUGGUUCAUAAAAGGAAGUCCAAGAAGCGAGUUAUUGAAAGCUCAGUAUAUCAUCAUAGCAUCACGGUUCAGCAAGUAUGCAAAGAUCACGGUUCUGUCAAAACAGAAUGCAAACAGAAAUUUCAUGUCCAGCCUAACAAGCAUGUUUUCAUAUCAUAA
Molecule: messenger RNA, 366 nt
Organism: Vicia faba (fava bean)
Lineage: Eukaryota; Viridiplantae; Streptophyta; Magnoliopsida; Fabales; Fabaceae
Source: the annotation of a GenBank genome assembly